Molecule: messenger RNA, 858 nt
Organism: Alternaria conjuncta
Lineage: Eukaryota; Fungi; Ascomycota; Dothideomycetes; Pleosporales; Pleosporaceae
Exons: 3
Coding region: 1-858 (285 amino acids)
Source: RefSeq, a predicted model, not a curated record
AUGGCACCCGUCGUCCACAUCAUCGAUCCGGAUCCGGAUACGGUCAUUGUGCUCAAGAAUCCGUGUACAAUCUUUGCGCCUUGCGAUCCGGAGGAAGCGAGUCCAAAGCAAGCCAUGUGCGGAGGACCAGUGCGUGUAUAUUACAAGACGAAGAAGAAGAAGAAGAAAGGGAAGAAGUUGGGUGAAGAGCACCCACAACCCUCCACGUCUCCACCUCUCCAGGAACCUGCACUUGUCGAGACUCCUGCAGACAGCAGCAUGUAUAACUUGGAUGAAGGGUUCACCGCGCUUGCAGAACCUUCCUCUGCUGUGCAGCGUACGCCGUCACCGAUCUUACCGGAAGAGCCUGAGGAGGAGUCGAUCCAUUACCAUGUGUCAUCACGCCACCUGAUACUUGCGUCGGCUGCAUUCAGACGAAUGUUAGCACGGGACGGGUUCGCCGAGUCUGUUCGCAACGAAGCCGAUGGCCUUUACCACAUAACGGCUCACGACUGGGAUGCCGAAGCCUUCCUCAUUGUUCUGCGUAUUGUUCACGGUCGCAAUAAGCUGAUUCCACGAGAAGUGCCCUUGGAGAUGCUUGCCAAAAUUGCUGUGCUGGAGGACUACUACAACUUCGGAGAGGCUCUCGAUGUGUUCACGGAGGUGUGGAUCCGGGAGCUUACACAGAGACCUAUACCCCAAAUGCACGGUAGAGAUCUGGUUUUGUGGAUCUGGGUUGCAUGGGUGUUUGGUAUUGAACAACAGUUCACGAAAGCCACGGCAACAUCCAUUAAGCAGAUCACUGGGUCCUUGAGGACAUUGGAUCUUCCCAUUCCUGCGAUAGUAUCAGCCAGACAUGUUCUUAUGCACAGCAGAUGA